UUUUCAAUUUUCUAGAGAGAGAAACAGAGAUCAGAGUGUCACAUGGCAUGUGAGCACCAGCUGUGUCCACUCCCCCCCUCUCUCUCUCUCUCUCUUUCUCUCUCUUCUUCUUGAUAUAUACCCUUCUCACCGCCCUCUGCUCUAGUUUUUCUUUUUACUCUCCCUCUGCUUCUCUCUCUCUCUCUCUGUCUCUGUCUCGCUUUCUGAGCAUCAAGAAGACCGCUUUCUCUCUCCUCUUCUCUCUCUCUCUCUCUCUGCGCAGCAGCGGCGGCAGCAGCGGUCACCUCUCCGAGCUCUCUUUCUCUCUCUCUAAUGGCGGAAGUCGACCCCUGAGCUCUCGCUCUCUGAUAAAAUCUCAAGGAGGAAGAAGAGGGAAAGGAAAAGAAAAAAGAAAAUGACCCACCUCUCUCUCUUGCUAUUCCCUCUCGUCUUCCUCUCUCUUCACCGACCUGCUGCUGCUGCUUCGUCGCCAUCGUCGUUCUCUGCAGCGAACGCUGAUUCUCAGCAGCUCAUCGACUUCAAGAACACUCUCAAAGACCCUUCGCUCCUCCCCACCUGGCUUCCCAACCAGGACCCCUGCGCUUUCACCGGCGUUUCAUGCAAGUCCUCCCGCGUGGCCUCCAUUGAGCUCGCCAACCUCGGCUUGAGCACAGACUUCCGCUCUGUUUCUUCCCAUCUCCUGACUCUGGGAUCCUUGGAGUCUCUGUCCCUGACCUCCGCCAACAUCGGCGGCGCUCUGGCCUUCCCGUCCGGAUCCAAAUGCAGUGCGGUCCUGAGCAGCCUAGAUCUAUCCGGGAACGCUUUGUCCGGCCCAAUCUCGGAUAUCGCCAGCUUGGGUCCUUGCCAGAACCUCAAAGUCCUCAACUUUUCCGGCAACAACCUCAACAACUCCGGACAAGAAAGCGCCACCGGCCUCAAGGGGCUCGAGAGUUUGCAGGUUCUUGACCUUUCCUUCAACAAGAUUUCUGGGUCUAAUGUCAAUGUUUCGUGGGUUUUGUCCGGCGGAUGCGGUGCCAUGACUCACCUGUCCCUGAGAGGGAACAAGUUGACUGGGGAUGUGGAUGUCUCGGGCUGCAACAAGUUGCAGUACUUGGAUAUAUCCCAGAACAACAUCUCCGUGAGCGUGCCUUCCUUCGGAGAUUGCUCGGCCUUGGAGCAUCUGAACGCGUCCUCCAACAGGUUCUAUGGCGAUAUUGGGCGUGCGCUCUCUGCCUGCUCUCAGCUCAGCUUCUUGAACCUCUCCAACAACCACUUCUCAGGUCUAAUCCCUUCUCUCCCGACCAAGAACUUGCAGUUCCUUUACUUGUCUGGGAACGGAUUUCAGGGGGAGAUCCCUCCUAGCCUCGUCGAUGCUUGUCCAGGUCUUGUCGAGCUCGAUCUUUCUCAGAAUAACUUGACUGGUGUGAUUCCUGCUAGUUUCAGUUCUUGCGAUGCACUGCAGUCCAUCGACCUGUCUAAUAAUAACUAUACUGGUGAGUUGCCCAUGGAUUUGUUCAUGCAAAUGGGAAAGGUGAGGAAGUUGGCUUUGUCAUUCAAUCACUUUACAGGCGGUCUGCCGGAAUCUUUGUCGAAUUUGACUUUGUUGGAGACAUUGGAUCUGAGCUCAAAUAAUCUCUCUGGGGUGAUUCCUAGUGGCUUAUGUCAAGAUCCUGGGAAUAGCUUGAAGGAGCUCUAUCUCCAGAAUAAUGGGUUCACGGGUUCGAUCCCACAGGCCCUGAGCAACUGUUCUCAGCUGGUUUCGCUCGAUUUGAGCUUCAAUUACUUGAGGGGUCAGAUUCCGGCGAGUUUGGGCUCUCUGUCUAAGCUUCAGGAUUUGAUCAUUCUGCUGAAUGAACUCGAUGGUGAGAUCCCGCAGGAGCUCAUGUAUAUUCAGACGCUAGAGAACUUGCUUCUGGACUUCAAUGAGUUAACGGGGGCUAUCCCGUCUGGCCUGCGUAACUGCACCAACUUGAAUUGGAUCUCGCUCUCUAACAACCAUCUGAGUGGGGAGAUCCCAGGUUGGAUUGGGCAGCUCUCGAAUCUCGCAAUCCUCAAGCUCAGCAACAACUCGUUCUACGGCAGAAUACCACCCGAGCUUGGCGAUUCUCGCAGCUUGAUCUGGUUGGAUCUCAACAGCAAUCUCCUCAAUGGUAGCAUCCCACCUGAGCUGUUCAAAGAAUCGGGCAGCAUCGAGGUUAAGCUCAACAACGACAAGAGAUAUGCGUAUAUUAAGAAUGAUGGCAGCAAAGGGUGUCACGGAGCCGGGAAUUUGCUCGAGUUUGCUGGGAUCAGGCCCGACCAAUUGACCAGAAUUUCCACCAGGAACCCCUGCAACUUCACCAGAGUGUACAAAGGUGUGAUCCAACCUACAUUCAAAAAUAACGGGUCGAUGAUUUUCCUUGAUAUCUCACACAAUAUGCUGUCGGGCAGCAUUCCUAAGGAAAUCGGCUCUAUGUUCUAUCUGUAUAUUCUGAACUUGGGCCAUAACAAUAUCUCUGGCCCUAUUCCGCCCGAGAUCGGGGAUCUGCAUACUCUCAACAUUCUCGACCUAUCGAACAAUGAACUGGAUGGAGGCAUCCCAGAGACAUGGACCAAGUUAUCCUCGCUUACUGAGAUCAAUUUAUCGAAUAACCGACUCACGGGGCAGAUCCCGGCAAAUGGGCAGAUAAGUACUUUAGCGGCUUCGGGCUUCGUGAACAAUACUGGACUGUGUGGAAUCCCACUUCCGCCAUGCACUUCUAACCAGGGCUUAGAUCCCAAUUCCGAGCACCGGCAGUCAAAACGGAGGCAAGCGUCCCUCGCGGGAAGCGUGGCGAUGGGUUUGCUGUUCUCGCUGUUCUGCAUUUUCGGGCUGAUGUUUGUGGCGAUGGAGUCGAGGAAGAGGAGGAAGAAGAAGAAGGGCGCCGAGCUGGAUGUCUACAUUGACAGCCGUUCCCAAUCGGGACCUGUGAAUGCUAGCUGGAAGCUCACGAGUGUGCAAGAGGCUCUCAGCAUAAACUUCGCCACAUUUGAGAAGCCCCUUCGGAAGCUGACCUUCGCCGACCUCCUCGCGGCCACCAAUGGGUUCAACAACGAUAGCCUCAUCGGCUCAGGUGGCUUUGGUGAUGUGUACAAGGCUCAGUUGAAGGAUGGGACUGUGGUCGCCAUCAAGAAGUUGAUCCACGUGAGCGGACAGGGCGACCGCGAAUUCACUGCCGAGAUGGAGACCAUAGGGAAGAUCAAGCACCACAACUUGGUGUCGCUCCUCGGGUACUGCAGGGUGAAGGAAGAACGGCUCUUGGUCUACGAAUACAUGAAGUAUGGAAGCCUCGAGGAUGUCCUGCACGAUCAGAAGAAGAACGGGAUCAAGCUCAAUUGGGCCACGAGGAGGAAGAUCGCAGUUGGGGCUGCAAAGGGACUAGCCUUUCUCCAUCACAGUUGCAUCCCGCACAUCAUUCACCGAGACAUGAAGUCGAGCAAUGUGUUGCUCGAUGAAAACCUGGAGGCCAGGGUUUCGGAUUUCGGGAUGGCGAGGCUGAUGAGCGCUAUGGACACCCAUUUGAGUGUCAGCACGCUAGCUGGCACUCCGGGUUACGUCCCUCCGGAAUAUUACCAGAGCUUCCAGUGUACUACCAAGGGUGAUGUGUACAGUUAUGGCGUGGUCCUGCUCGAGCUGUUGACUGGGAAGCGGCCGACGGAUUCGGCCGAUUUCGGGGACAACAAUCUCGUCGGGUGGGUGAAGCAGCACGCCAAGUUGAGAAUAAGCGAUGUCUUCGACCAGGAGCUGAUAAAAGAAGACCCCAACCUGGAGAUCGAGCUGCUGCAGCACCUGAAGGUCGCCUGUGCGUGCCUGGACGACCGGCCCAGGCGGCGCCCCACGAUGAUUCAAGUCCUAGCGUCGUUCAAGGAGAUACAGGCGGGGUUGGGCCUCGACUCCAUGUCCACCAUCGCCACGGACGACGUUGGCUUCAGCUCCGUGGAAAUGUCGGACCUGAGCAUCAAAGAAGGCCCAGAGUACGGCAACCAGUAGCGUAAUCGAACCUGAAACCCAUCAUUUUUCGAAGAGAGAAAAUUUUCCAGAAUGCACAAACAGCUCGAAAAAGGCGGUACCGGUCUCUCUAGUCAGCUCUCGGAAUCCCAAUUUUUCCUACAAUCUCUUUAGUAUAUGUUCCGGUUAGUCGUCGUCGUCGUCGUCAUCGUUCCUCUGUAUCUCCGCGGAUCUCCGGUGUAUGUAUCAUCAUGUAAUUCCCCCCCAGAAAGACUCAUGUUCUCCAUACGUAUAGGACUGGUUUUCCUUUGAACUUUGUCACAAGAUGUGUAUAUAUUUGGCCUUAGUUGAAGUAUGUUUUCCGCCUCUCUCUUUAGGAUUCCUCUCUUUGGAGCAAUAUUCAGUGAUGGCGACCAA
Messenger RNA from Eucalyptus grandis, 4363 nucleotides. Its product is annotated as systemin receptor SR160. The coding region runs from base 395 to 3988 and encodes 1197 amino acids. The transcript has a single exon. Gene Ontology annotation, molecular function: ATP binding; protein binding; protein kinase activity. Gene Ontology annotation, biological process: protein phosphorylation. Lineage: Eukaryota; Viridiplantae; Streptophyta; Magnoliopsida; Myrtales; Myrtaceae. The record is from RefSeq and is a predicted model, not a curated record. Gene Ontology annotation, cellular component: plasma membrane.